UUUCCUCCAGUGGGCGGAGUAGCAGUAUAGGGCUCUGCCCGCACAGCUCUGCUCUCAGCUCCGCUUCGCGUAGUUGCCGUUACCUCUCCAUUCAUGCGGACCCGGCCGAAGCUCAUGGACUAGCUGGAGGUCUGGUGGUGGACUGUAUCGUGCUUGUAGCGGACUGGCUGACACAGUGGACAAUGGCUGCCAAGGAGGACCUCUACAGUAAAAUCCUCCCUCGGAGGCUCCGGCAGAAUCGGUCGGGUUCAGUGAAAUGUGGCUCCAACCUGGACGUGCUGUUAUCCAUGGGCUUCCCCAGACCAAGGGCACUGAAAGCUCUGGUAUCAACAGGAGGUCGGAGUGUGCAAGCAGCAUGUGACUGGCUGUUCUCCCAUGUGGAUGAUCCGUUCCUGGACGACCCUCUGCCCAGGGAAUUUGUCCUGUACCUACGACCCAGCGGACCACUACAGAACCAGCUCUCACACUUCUGGCAACAGAGCCGGGUCACCUGUGGAAAAAACAAAGCCCACAACAUUUUCCCCCACAUCACCCUCUGCCAGUUCUUCAUGUGUGCAGACCACCAAGUAGAAGCUCUUUGCGAGGCCCUCCAGGCCUCCGUCCAGCAGUGGCGGGGUCGAUUUCCCAGCCCAUUGCCUCUAGAGCUCUACACUUCCUCCAACUUCAUUGGUCUUUUUGUGGAGGAGCAGGUAGCUGACAUCCUCAGGCAGUUUGCGACCGACUUCGCCACAGAGGCCGCCAGGACGGCAGAGGUCCAUGUGGAGCCUCAUAAGAAGCAGCUCCACGUAACUCUGGCCUACAACUUCCCCACCAAUCACCUCCCAUCACUGGAGAAACUGGCCAAGGGCAUCGAAGUCAAGCUAGGCUGUGAUUGGCUGGCAGUCCUGUUCUCCCGGGACAUUCGUUUUGCAAACCAUGAGACCCUGCGGGUGAUGUACCCCUACUUGCCUCAGAAUGAGGAUGAGCUGGAGCUGGUUCCUGGCGAUUUUGUCUUCAUGUCUCCAGUGGAUCAGAGCAGUACCAGUGAGGGCUGGGUGUACGGGACCUCGCUGGCCUCUGGGCUGUCUGGCCUGCUGCCUGAGAACUAUGUCAGCCUGGCCGACGAGUCCGACACCUGGGUCUUCCAUGGCUCCCAUUCAUUCUUCAGCUGUGGGCCCAGUGACAAAACCAGCAAGGAGAGAGGGAUGUUUGAUGCGCUGCUGGACAGCCGACGCCCUGACAACACCAGUCCUGGAGACACACCCUCCCUCAGUCUCAUUUGUCAUCCAAUGCAGCAGGUCCUGCGGAUUAGUGGUAGUCACUCUAGGCAGCCCAAGCGGACACUUUUUGUCUGUCGGCACGGUGAGAGGAUGGAUGUGGUCUUUGGCAAACACUGGCUCUCCCUCUGCUCCGACACUAAAGGUAGAUAUGUACGUUCCAAUCUGAACAUGCCUCCCAGUUUGCCGCUGUGGGGAGGACAGAGAGAUUACGACAUGGACGCUCCCAUCACUGUGUUUGGAUCCACUCAGGCUCGAAUAGUGGGUGAGGCCCUAUUAGAGAGUAACACAGUGAUAGACUUUGUGUACUGCUCUCCCUCUCUGCGUUGUGUUCAGACUGCACAGAACAUCCUGAAAGGUCUGCAGCAGGACGGUAAGCUGAAGGUACGAGUGGAACCGGGGCUUUUUGAAUGGACCAAGUGGGUUUCUGGGAACUCUCUGCCUGCAUGGAUACCUCCCACUGACCUGGCUGCAGCCCACUUCAGUGUGGACACAACAUACAGACCUCUGAUGCCAGUCAGCAAGCUCACUGUGUCUGAAUCCUAUGAAAACUACAUGAGCCGGAGCUACCAAGUGACCAAAGAUAUCCUGUCAGACUGUAAAAACACUGGAAACAAUGUGCUGAUUGUUGCCCACGCUUCUUCCUUAGAGGCUUGCACACGCCAGCUGCAGGGCCGUGGCCCACAGAGCGCCAAGGACUUCAUCCAAGUAGUCCGAAAGAUCCCCUACCUGGGCUUCUGCUCGUGUGAGGAGCAGGGAGACACAGGGGUUUGGCAGUUAGUGGACCCUCCCAUCCUCCCCCUCACACAUGGGCCAAACCACUCCUUUGACUGGCGGGAGACACUUCUGCAAGAAUGACAUCUGAUCUGAUCUCCGUCCAACCUGUUCAUACUGUGCUCCCAACCAUUGACUGCUGUAACACGUUUCAGACCAGUGCCCCCAAAAUACUGGAACCUUUCUCUUUUCAGCCUCUUUACACACAGCUGAUGGCUUAGCAGUGACGGUCUGAAGAAGCUUCCUGCCUGAACAUGAGGAGCCCAGUCCCAGCCGGUGAAUGG
Molecule: messenger RNA, 2314 nt
Organism: Sander lucioperca (pikeperch)
Lineage: Eukaryota; Metazoa; Chordata; Actinopteri; Perciformes; Percidae
Gene: ubash3bb
Product: ubiquitin associated and SH3 domain containing Bb
Exons: 14
Coding region: 183-2114 (643 amino acids)
Molecular function (GO): protein binding
Source: RefSeq, a predicted model, not a curated record